This is a messenger RNA of Hippocampus zosterae (dwarf seahorse), 2703 nucleotides long. RefSeq names its product notchless homolog 1 (Drosophila) (gene nle1). Gene Ontology annotation, biological process: Notch signaling pathway; ribosomal large subunit assembly. Lineage: Eukaryota; Metazoa; Chordata; Actinopteri; Syngnathiformes; Syngnathidae. The record is from RefSeq and is a predicted model, not a curated record. The transcript has 13 exons. Gene Ontology annotation, molecular function: protein binding. Bases 131 to 1564 code for a protein of 477 amino acids. Gene Ontology annotation, cellular component: nucleolus.
GUCUUCGUCUUUUGCAACAUCUUGGUGCGUGUACGCACGUGUGGACUUUUAACAUUUUUGCUUCCUCGUUUCAGAGAUGUCAGCACAGGGAAUUAAAUUGAUUUGAGGUCUUCAUCAAAGGCGUCUGAAGAUGAGUGAAGAGGUGCAGCGGCUCCUGAUCCAGUUCCAGGACGAGAAUGGAGAGCUCCUGGGCUCCCCUUUUGACGUUCCUGUCGACAUCACUCAGGACAAACUGCAGCUCGUAUGCAAUGCGUUGCUGCAGAAGGAGGAGGCAGUGCCGCUCGCCUUCUUCGCUCGCGGCGACACGGAAAUCGUGUCUAGCCUGGGCGUCUGCAUCAAGGAACUGGCAUGGGAGACGGAACAGGUGCUGCCCGUGGUUUACCAGCCCCAGGCUAUUUUCCGGGUGCGAGCCGUCACCCGCUGUACCAGUACGCUGCAGGGGCACACGGAAGCCGUCAUCUCCACCGCUUUCAGUCCCACCGGCAAAUAUUUGGCCAGUGGUUCCGGUGACACCACGGUGCGCUUUUGGGACUUGAUGACAGAGACGCCACAUCACACUGCCAAAGGUCACUCACAUUGGGUUCUUAGCAUUGCCUGGUCGCCUGAUGGCAAGAAGCUUGCGUCGGGGUGCAAAAACAGUCAGAUAUUUCUGUGGAAUCCAGUGACGGGGACACAAAUUGGGAAGACUCUAUCCGGACACACCAAGUGGAUCACGUGGCUUUGCUGGGAACCUCUUCACCUUAACGCCGAGUGCCGCUAUUUAGCGAGUAGCUCCAAAGACGGCUCAGUGCGCAUCUGGGACGUGGUGAUGGGUCGCUGCGACAAGAUCCUGACGGGCCACAUGCAGUCUGUCACUUGUGUCAAGUGGGGCGGCGACGGGCUCCUGUACACGUCAUCGCAGGACCGGACCAUCAAAGUGUGGCGGGCCAAAGACGGCGUCCAGUGCCGGACGCUGCAUGGCCACGCCCACUGGGUCAACACGCUGGCGCUCAACACCGACUACGUGCUAAAGACCGGCGCCUUUGAACCUGCCAGCGCUACCGUCAACCCGCAGGACCUCACGGGAUCACUUGUGGAACUAAAGGAGAAAGCCUUGCAGAGAUACAAUAGUGUUCGGGGCUCCAACCCGGAGCGCUUGGUGUCGGGCUCGGACGACUUCACCUUGUUUCUGUGGAAUCCCGCCGAGGAGAAGAAGCCUCUUGCCCGGAUGACGGGCCACAGCGCCCUGGUCAACGAGGUCCUCUUCUCCCCAGACACCCGCCUCCUGGCCUCGGCCUCCUUCGACAAGUCCAUCAAAAUCUGGGACGGUCGCACCGGGAAGUACCUGAUGUCCCUCCGUGGCCAUGUGGGCUCCGUGUAUCAGGUGGCGUGGUCGGCCGACAGCCGACUGCUGGUGAGCGGCAGCAGCGACAGCACGCUCAAAGUGUGGGACGUCAAAACCGGGAAGCUCAACAUGGAUCUUCCCGGACACGCUGAUGAGGUGUUUGCUGUGGACUGGAGUCCCGACGGCCAACGAGUGGCCAGCGGCGGCAAAGACAAAUGCCUUCGAAUAUGGAGGCGAUAGCUCUCAUGGCCCACUACCUCCAUUCCCUUCUUGUCAAGAGAUCUGGAGCAAAGGUGCUUUAUAGUCACUUUGGUGUUUAAAAAAAAAGAAAAGAAAAAAGCGCAUUGUCAUGGCGACACGCUGACACAAACAAGGUAACACUGUGAACACCUUGCGCUGGGUUUUGUGUAAGUGACAGGUGGGACUACAGUACUUACAACUCUCAGCCCAUAAUCUCCUCCAGAACUGCAAAGAACUCGCCCGACCCCCGAUUAGAGCCCUCUAAUAAACAUAUACACAGACUUUCAAUUUGAUACCGCAACGUUUAUUACACCAUGAAAACCUCCCAUGUAUUUCCUGACGUCAUUCAUUCAUUCAUUUAUUUUAACAGUCAAAGCAGUCUCACGCACCCACAACCACGCAGAAAUGGGAACGACGUUCUCAUGCAAAAUGAGGAGGAUGAUUUUUAGUUUGGCAAAGAUAAGGGACUCCAAAGGCUUUAUCUGUGCUUAUAAAUACCGUACUCGUUUCCUCUCUUUCGUACGAUCGCCCCCUUCACUUAUAUUUCUUCACGUGAAAUUAGACAUGAGUAUCAUCAGUAUAGAAACCAAUUUGGGUAACUUGAUAUGAAAGAAAAGAACAAAAAGGAAACAUGAAAACACCCUUGAUGAGAAUUGAAGCCGCGGGCUGUGAGCUUUCUUGCUAUCAAAAUGGUCACGUCUAACAAAAUGGCUGACGUCUUGUUGAAUUUCACGGCAAAGGCUUAAAAAUAAUCAUCAAUUGUUACUGUUGCCCUAAAAUCAGAAUGAAUCUGCGAUUUGAGUUCUUCAAGCGUCCCCGGAAAUGCGGCGUUUGGAUUAGCAUGACUAUUAGCAUGACUAUUAGCAUGCUAGCAUCGAAUGAGACAAUCGGAGUCGCAUGACGACGCCCGAUAGCAUUGAACGAGACGGAUGGACUUGGUUUGUGAUGACAAGACAAAUUUGACAUUCACAAAAAAAAGUGGCGGGAAUCAACUUGGCGGUAAUAAGAUAUUUAAGCUAGGUUUGCUAAUUAGCUUUACAUGCUACACUGUCGGAGUAGCGCGACACCCAAAUGAGACGGAUUGGCUUUGCAUGUGGCUAAUGGAAGAUUGUGCCCCUUUUCUGAAAAACAAACCAUAA